AUGCCGACCAUUCUACUUUUCGCUUUUAUUUUUACAGUUAUAUCAGAUGUGAAAUCCCAAGACAUUCGAUGUUACGCGUGCACUACCAUUGACGCAAAUGCAAUGCUUAGUGAGAUAUCCGAUCCAAAUUGGUUGAGAUGGCUGGAAAACGUGCGUUAUGUGCCUUUCAGUCAGAAAUGCAUCGAUUACUUUGAGGUUGACCAAGCCCUUCGAGACGGUGUGCGCAGUAACGAAUGCUCCAAUGGAGUCUGCAUGAAAAUGAUAUUUCAAGAGAAAAAUGGUAUCAAUCAUGUCUGGCGAAGUUGCAUUCCGAAUGCCAAAGAACAAAUCCGAUCAGACUGCACAAAAAUCACUAGCGGGGAAGGUAACCUAGAAGUCUGCACAUGCGACGGAAAUCUGUGUAAUAGUGGAACAACAUUCAAAAUAUUGACUGCGUUGCUUCUUCCGCUUGCACUUAUUUUAAGAUAG
Messenger RNA from Caenorhabditis remanei, 468 nucleotides. RefSeq lists its product as uncharacterized. Gene Ontology annotation, biological process: regulation of synaptic transmission, cholinergic; sleep; positive regulation of voltage-gated potassium channel activity. Lineage: Eukaryota; Metazoa; Nematoda; Chromadorea; Rhabditida; Rhabditidae. The coding region runs from base 1 to 468 and encodes 155 amino acids. The transcript is spliced from 4 exons. The record is from RefSeq and is a predicted model, not a curated record.